Molecule: messenger RNA, 1056 nt
Organism: Rotaria sp. Silwood2
Lineage: Eukaryota; Metazoa; Rotifera; Eurotatoria; Philodinida; Philodinidae
Source: the annotation of a GenBank genome assembly
AUGUGUAUCUGGAUUAUAAAUUAUCAAGCAGGAGAAAUUGUUUAUCAACCAAUUAUUCAAUUAUUUGGUUUUGAUAAUAUUUAUCAUGAAACAAUUUUAGUCAAUAAUAAAUAUAAAUGGCCAAUUGUUCAAGGUCUCUUUAAGAUCUAUAUUGAACUUAAUCCAGGUGAAAAUAUAAUUCAACUGUCAACAUUAACUUCAGAAUUAUCAUUUACACUAAUCUAUAGUCCUUUGAAAACAACUAAUAUUACUGUUCGACUUAUUUAUGUAUCAUUUUCUGAUACAGUUAAUCAUAAUAUAGAAAAUAUAUGUAAAAAAUUUGUUUUUUUAACUAAACUUGUUCGAUGUACAUUCGAUGAAAUUCUUUAUAAACAAAUAGGAUAUAAACGCUCAUUAUUAUUUGAUAUUGAAAAAAAAAUUCAUCAUAUAUCAAUGUUAAAAAAAGAUUUCGAAGAUAAAUUAACUGGUAAUGAUAUAUUUAAAGAAACUUAUCGUCAAAUAUAUAAAACGGAUUUAGUUGAAAAUUCAUCAAUAAAACUCAUCAUUAAAUCAUCUAUUUCAUCAUCAUUAACAUUUGCUUAUACAUUUAAUAAUAUGAUUAUAUUAAAUUUACCAAAACAAUUUAGUUCUCUUCCAAUAUCAUUUGAUGAAUUCUAUGAAAAUCUUAAUACAAAUAAAACUGAAUCUUUAUUUUAUUCAAUUGGUGCUUAUUUACAUGAGCUUGGUCAUUUGUUUGGUCUUGAUCAUGGAAAUAAUCAGAGUUCGACAAUAAUGUCAUCAUCUAAAGGUUAUAUUGAUUCUGGAAAAGAUUUUUUUCUUGUUAGUCCAUGUAAGCCAAUAUUAAAUAUUUCAUGUUCCUAUUCAAAUGGUGUACUAUCGAAACAUUCCACGAAUCUUAAAUGUUUGUGUAGAUCAGACAUUCAUUGUCAAUUUGCAUUAAAAUUUAAUCAUCAUAAAUAUAAUGAAAAACCUAAUCAAUGUAUAUGUAAUGGACAAUUUCAAUUUGAUAUUGAUCAUUGUCAUCAAUUAAUGCUUCAAUUUGAUGGAAGACAAUAA